AUGAACCCGGACGGCAGCAUGGACCACUCCAUGCAGGACAAUAUUCAACGACCGGCGAAGAGACCAUGCCUAUCAUAUACCCCCGACGAUGAAGAAGUCCCCGCAGAAUUUGAUCUUCCGGCCGCGCGCGCACAGAAUGACUCGCGACUGAAGUCUCUCUUCGAAGGCAUUUUCGCGAAAUAUAGCCAGGACUUCACCGGCGUUGGUGAUGAGAUCGACCUGCAGACGGGGGACAUAGUGGUGGACAAUGGGCAUCUCAUGGGCAUGCGGGGCGAGGACGACGGUGGUGACCAGCCGCGACCAUGGCUCUCUCAGGCUGAAAUGGAUAGGCCGGAAGACCUUGAUGCAGACGAUGACAACAACACGAGGGGAGAGGAAGAUGAAUUCUUUUCUAUGGCAUCGUCUCCUGGUGGUCGUUCACCGCAUGCUCCAGAUGAAGAGUCGCCAUCGAAACAGCUACAGACAGACAUGGAUACCUCUUUGGAUUUCGUGUUUACUUUUAAAGCAUCAGGCACUGCAGGGCUCAGUCCUACCACCAAGGAAGGAUAUAUCUCCCAUCCCACCAACCCUAUUCCAGCUCCCAAAUCGCAGGAUCCAAUCUGGGACGUUCCAGACUUGCCUCCGUCCUUUUCAACGCCCACCACUGAGACUCGCAAAUCGAACGUGGGCUUCUCUCCACCUGUCAGGUCUCAGUCUCCGCCAGGGAGUGGCUCCGUCUGGGCUGUGCGCAAACCUCGCAGACCACGUACAGAAACGAAACCUAAAGCUACACCGAGUAAGCGCCGACCAGCUACGAAGCGCAAAUACCAUUCUAGCCCUGUGACGCACGACUGGUCUUUUGCGGCGAUACCGGAUGGAAAUGAGUCAGAUGACCCCUUGCAAGACUAUGAGCCAUCACCGACACCAUCGAAAGUGAAAAUUAUCCGCGGGAAGCGCCACAUUUCGACGAAAGAGAACGACGGUCCAUCUACUCCUUCGAAAAGGCCAAGUUUCGUCAUCGAAGCCGAUGAUCCAGUCCAUGAUCAAGAAACGGUGUGUCAAACGGGCGAUCAACAGGAUGAAGUGCCUUAUGCACUCCUUGAAGAAGGGAGUUACAAAUCGAGAAACCAGGCAGACCAAGUGCCUGAGCCAUGCGUCGAGGAGGGGGGCUGCGAAGCCAGCCACCAAGAAGGUGGAGUACCCAAAGAACAAGAAAAACUACAAGCAGGCUGUAGACCAAGUGACCAUGAAAACGAAGCGGUUGUAUCUCAAUACAAAAAUGAAGUGCCAUUUGAUCAUAUGGUACUAGCGGAUUCAACCCCCAAAUCCACACGCAGCACCCAGGCCUCAUCGCCGCAGCCCAUGGACUUCACCCCAAGCAAAAGGCGGCCCAUAACACCAGAUGAGGCAAAGUUGAUCGUGUGCAUGAUGCACAAACAAGAAAAGAAGGCCAGUGAUGUCAUGCACAUGUUGCCAGGUCGCGAGUAUCAGACAGUUUGGCACUGGUUCUACAACCACUGGACCCGCCGCCUCGCCAACCCGCCACCGCUUUCCGCCGCCUGGACACAGCCUGAGCUGGCAGCUCUGUCCCGACUCAGCACCCAAUCAGAACUUACCUGGGGUCAGAUACAAAGUCGGUUCAAGGGUCGAUCGCGACAUGAGGUUGAAUUUGAGCUGCUGCGUGCUUUUGUUGGUGAAGGAUUUACCUUGAAAAUGAUCGGGACCAUCGAGGAACAGGCGGAGCCGGAACAGCAGGAGGAGGAAGAACAAACAGACGACGAGAUAAAGGAUGAGCCUGAAUCGGAUGCAGCCGCGGAGGAAGUCAAAUAUGAGACAGGAGAUAGCAAUGCUGCGUCCGAAGACACUGCUCAGGAAGAGCUUGGGCAGCUCGGCACCCAAGAAAUGACCACGGCAACCGACAGUAAGGUGGCUGUCCCCAACAGGUUCUUGGGUAUUUUUAUAAACUCAAAAUCAUGA
Molecule: messenger RNA, 1956 nt
Organism: Penicillium robsamsonii
Lineage: Eukaryota; Fungi; Ascomycota; Eurotiomycetes; Eurotiales; Aspergillaceae
Product: Myb-like DNA-binding domain protein
Exons: 1
Coding region: 1-1956 (651 amino acids)
Cellular component (GO): nucleus
Molecular function (GO): histone binding; protein heterodimerization activity
Source: RefSeq, a predicted model, not a curated record